Molecule: messenger RNA, 2543 nt
Organism: Xiphias gladius (swordfish)
Lineage: Eukaryota; Metazoa; Chordata; Actinopteri; Istiophoriformes; Xiphiidae
Product: CMP-N-acetylneuraminate-beta-galactosamide-alpha-2,3-sialyltransferase 1-like
Exons: 6
Coding region: 311-1315 (334 amino acids)
Molecular function (GO): beta-galactoside (CMP) alpha-2,3-sialyltransferase activity
Source: RefSeq, a predicted model, not a curated record
GAUCAACCAGGAGUAAUCAAGCUGACAGAACCAGGCAGUGGAUCUACCUUCCUUUGGUUUAUGUAAAUCUGCAAAGAAACCACAUGGAUGGAUUUUAUAAAGGAUAUUCAUUUACCAUGUACUGUGUUUUCUGAAAGAUAAGAACAAAAGGGUAUGCUCGUUCGACAGCUGUGACAUAGCUGAGCCACUUGCACCAUGUGGUCAAGAGGGUUGCUUUUCUCACACUUUCAGGACUCUAGAUUUAUCAUGAUGCUAUUCUUGUCCAUUGUUCUCCCAAAGUUCCCAGGCAACUGAUUUUGACUGUGACGACAUGUCUCUACCCAAGCGGUGGAGAAUCAGGACUUUUGCCCUGCUGUUUUGUGUUAUUACGUUUACAAUGUUCCUGUUCAGUUACACUUUGCGGGACCCCUCGCUCUACUUCUUCAAGUACGCUUUUCGCCUGUCAGACAACUUUUUCUCCAAAGGGCUAUGCGCCUGUCGACAGUGCAUGGCAGAGCUGGAGAACGACCCCUGGUUCGCUGAGCACUUCAAUCAGUCCAUACACCCUCUGAUGACCAGAGAGAACAGCGUCCUUUCUGAUGAAACCUUUAAAUGGUGGCAGUGGUUGCAGUCAGAGAGGCAGCCGGCCAACUUCAGUGAAGUGGUGGAGGAGCUGUUCCAAGUGAUCCCUGGUGAGGCGACCUACAUGGAUGCCAGCCCCGAGCGCUGCAGGACCUGCGCUGUGGUGGGGAACUCUGGCAACCUGAAGGGCUCCCAGUACGGCGGCCUCAUCGACUCCAGUGAUUUCAUCAUAAGAAUGAACCAGGCUCCCACCAGUGGCUUUGAGGAAGAUGUGGGUGCCAGAACAACUCAUCAUGUCAUGUAUCCUGAGAGUGCCAUAGACCUGGACAACAAUACCAGUCUAGUGCUGAUCCCUUUCAAGACUCUGGAUCUGCAGUGGCUCAUUAGUGCUCUCACCACAGGCACUAUUAAACACACGUAUAUACCUGUCAUGUCCAGGAUAAAGGCAAAUAAAGAUAAGGUGUUGAUUUACAGUCCCACAUUUUUCAAAUACGUCUAUGAGUCUUGGCUUGAGGGUCAUGGACGAUAUCCUUCAACCGGCUUCCUUAGCUUACUGCUCGCUAUCCACAUAUGUGAUGAGGUCAGUGUGUUUGGAUUUGGGGCUGACCAGUACGGGAACUGGCACCACUACUGGGAGGAGAACCAUUUGGCCGGAGCUUUCCGACACACAGGAGUCCAUGAUGGAGAUUAUGAGUAUAAUGUCACCCUGCUGCUGGCAGACAAGCACAAAAUCCAAAUGUUUAAAGGCAGAUGAUACCAAACCCUUAUGUGCAGUGGGAUGGCCACUAAAUGAACCUCAGCAGUCUUCAAUGAUUAUUUUUCCUUCACCUCACGUCGGAAGAAUGUUUUUGUCAUGAUUUCCAAAGACAUUUUCAGAUGAACUCUUAUAGUCUGUCCAGUUUUCUGUUCUUCACUGAAGCUACUGCUUGAGAAAUAUCACACCUGUCGACAAACCAACAGUUUCUCUUUAUUCCCAGACACAGACAAUGACAGACCGCCAAGACAAGACAAAAGCAACACUGCCACUUGUUUCAAAAUCUGUAUACCCAAUUCAAAUGUGUCAGGGAGUGAACAGACAAGAAGGCAAGAGACAAUGUCUUGUCAGCAAGUAAGCUUUACAUAAUAGCUUUAGUACUAUUAUAUAGUAUGUGUACACAGUUUAUUUUCUUUUUGCUUGCUAUAGACAUAGAGAGGGGCAUUUUGUACAAAAUUCACCAUCGUCAUUCAUGCAGAGCCUCUCAGAAAUAUAACCACUGUCUGCUGAUCUAAAAGGUGUAGGCUAUAUUGGAAGCUUUUUAGGUAGAAAUUGACAGGCAUCAAACUUAAAACUAUCUUAUCGAGCUUCACAACAAAACAAACCACUGACUAUGCUGUAAAUAUCACUCCAGUUAAAAUGUCCACCAUAUGGCAGUGAAGGUGUUUUACAUUUUAAUAAUGGCAGGUAUGAAAUCGCUCAGACUGAUUUGGAAUCUCAUAAAGCUCUGCACCCCACAGCUACUUGUGUCUUGCUUGACUGAUUGCAGCUCUAAAAUGUAGCUUGAUAUGGCCAAGGGGAACUAAAAUCAAGCCGAAAAUAAGCCCCAAAGAACAUAUACUCAGUGAGCACUUUAUCAGGAACACCGUACUAAUACCCUUUGCUUUCAGAACAGUGUCAGUUCCUUGUGGCCUGGAUUCCACAAGAUGUUGGAAACCUUCCUUUGAUAUUCUAGUCUAUGUUGACAUGAUUGCAUCACAUCAUUUUUGCAGAUUUGUGAGGUGCACAUUCUUGCAGCAAAUCUCCUGUUCUACCACAUCCUAAAGGUGUUCUACUGGAAUCAGAUCUGGUGACUGGGGAGGCCACUGACGUCCACUGAACUCAUUGUGAUGUUCAUGAAACCAGAUUGAGACGACUUUUGAUUUAUGACAUGGUGCAUUAUCAUGCUGGAAGUAGCCAUUAGAAGAUGGUAAAUUGUUGCUAUAAAGGGAUGCACAUGGUCAGCAAC